AGGGCUUAUGUCACUGAAGAUGACGCCUUGCAACAUGUUUGACGAUAGCCUGUAAAUUGAUAGUUUGAUCUCAGUAUUUACAACAAUUCAUCUAGUUUGAUUGAUUCAAAGGGAAAAAAAUGCCUCUUGUCCUCUAAAACUGAUAUACCCUGCAUUUAGCGGUCAAAUUUUAAAACUGUUUUUUGUAUUGAUAUUACAUUCGCAGUUGUAUUAGCUGUGGUAGAAAUGAAUUACAAUUAUAUACUUGCGACUGCUGGUCAAGGUGAACAAAGCAAUAUGUCUGAGCUCACUACGUUGGAAGAGUACAAAGUAAAAGGUAAAGAAAUCGUUGAGAAGUACUGUGUUUCGGAAUAUGAGACUCCGAUAAUGCUACCACCUGCUCCGAGCAGACGAAACAUCAACAUAGACAAAGAGGGGGGUUCCAGCAGAGAUUUUGAUAAUGAAGAGUGUCUGCAGGCAAAAUAUGAGGCAGAAGUGAUCAUGAUGGUGUAUCGGGCACUGGAGGGACUGAGUGGAGACUUCUUAAUUCUGCAACAGUUCCAGUAUACUCAUCACCAACAUAGACUGUGCGAUACCAGACAUGUUAGAAGUAAUUGUGUGGCUUGCAGAAAGAAUCCUGCAGAACAAGAAGGCGACAUCGAUUUUUUGGUUAUUGGAAGGAACUUUAUUGUGAUAGUUGAGGUGAGUAAUAUUUCCCUUGUCAAGAAAGUGGCCAAAGAUUUAACCGAGAAAGAAAGAAAACAACUUUCUCUGGCAUUCGAAAAAUCCCAAGACCAGGGAGAUAAAAUGAAAUGUUUAAUUGAGAGCAUGAUGAAGAAUGGCCCGGAGGAAUGUUUGGUAUUUAGUUUCUCCGCUUUUCCAAGUACACCCCGUAUUCUUUUAACUGACAUGGAUGAAGAGCAGAAGAAGCAGAUCAUCUGCCAAGAAGAUUUCCUUAAUUUCAGGAGCUGGUGGUGUACAAAUGUAACGAACUUCAUUACAGGAGAUGCUAUCGAUAUUAUUCAAAAAGAAGUCAAAGAAACAAUUAUUGCUAUAUGGUGCACUGAUGAAAACAUGUGCGAUGAACAGAGGUGUAGUUUAGGAAAGUGUGUAGUGGAAAUUGAUAAGUUGUUAAGAAAGGAAGAUAUAGUAUCUCCUAGUUCAAACUAUCCACUAAAUCAUGAUGUAAGGAAGGGAUCUGAAGUUGAAGCUGUGAAUAUUAACAACGGAGUUCACAUCUUUAGAGAUAUCAUCGGAGUAAAGAAUUUGACAUCAGAACAAUGCGAAACCUUCAACAGGGAUGAUAACCUUCUAUUCAUAAAUGGACUGUCAGCAGGUUCAGGGAAAACCAUAAUUUUGUUAGCUAAGAUAAUACAGUUGAUCUCAUCUAGCAAAGUGAACAGAGCUGUCUUCUUCGUUAAAACUAGCAACUCCAACAUUUUACAUUAUAAAAAUAUUUUUGACGAGGCUGAUAUCGGACACAAAACUGUGGAAGCAAUCUUUCACAAGGAUUCGUUAGAUACCUUGGUAGAGGUGAUAUCAGAGCACAAUAACCAGGUAGUGAUGGUUAACAUAGUGAGAUAUUGUGGUUUUAUACAACUUAUGGAGAAACUAGUGGGAAGGAAUGUGCACGUUUUCGUAGAUGAUUGUCAAGCAGCGCUGUACACACUACAUCGUGAGGACCUACUAAGUAGAUUUAAACAAUUAUCAUUAUCCAACAGAGUCUGGAUUACGAGUGAUUUAACCCAGAUAAGCUCUUUUUAUGAAAUUGUCAUGUCGGAAGUGUACGAGCCAAUCAUUCAACUCAUACCAGCUGACAAUAGAGUUAAUUUAUCGUUGAACAUGAGAAGUACUGGCGAUUUAGCGGGUAUCUUAUUGAAGAUAAGAAAUGAAAUAGUUGAUUCUAACAAUAAUUUUGAGUCUAGAACUGACAAUAUAGAAGUUUUGUUACCAGCCCUAAAACCAGGACAUGCAAUACAGGGACCUCGAACAGUUCUGUACGUCAUCAAUAUGAAGGAUACAGAAACCAAAUUAACUUCAAUCUUGAACAAAGAAUUCGAUAAACUACACAUUAAUACAGAUGUUCCUUGUGGGUUCAAAGUAGGCGUUGUGAAGUACAGAUCUGGUAAAAUGGAGUGGUGUGUGGUGGACUCUUGCUACUCGACUGAGUACCCUGCUGUUAUUGUAUUAGACCAUAUGGAACAAUGUCCAUUACCUUCCCUCUACCUGAAGAUGUCACGAGCUAGAGUAUACUGUGUUGUGAUAAUGAUAACAUCUAAUGUGGACGGAGAGUAUGAUCCACGUUGCCAAUCUCCUCCUCCGUCAUAUGAACAUAAACGAUUGUUAAAGAAACUCAAAGAUUCUGUCAGAAUAAUCGAUAUGACUAUGAGUGAGGAUUGAGGAAAGCGUUAAUGAUGUUGAAUGUUGACGAAUUUGUGGCCGUCUACAAUGAGUAUUUUAGACUUUAGUAGCAAUAUUAAAUUAUCUUCUUAAUAUGUAAUCGUUAUUAUGUAUAAUUUCUCACACAUUACUUCAU
Bolinopsis microptera is the source of this 2515-nucleotide messenger RNA. RefSeq lists its product as uncharacterized. The coding region runs from base 226 to 2379 and encodes 717 amino acids. The record is from RefSeq and is a predicted model, not a curated record. The transcript has 2 exons. Lineage: Eukaryota; Metazoa; Ctenophora; Tentaculata; Lobata; Bolinopsidae.